GUCCACCCCCACCAAGUGGUACAGUCGGAUUGGUUUGUAAAUGGCUACCGUCUCUGUCUGGCUGCCCCAGCCGCGGAGGGACGCCGCUUCGCCCGGGUUUACGGCUUUCGCCCGCGAUCGCAAGGUUAUGGCCACAGAAAACAUGAAGUCCGAAGUCUGCGGACCUGCCAAGAUCAAGCUGGAGUCCAAAGCGCUCGCCAAAGGACGUAACCUGGCCGCCAAAGUAGCCACACUCAGCGCCACGCUCAAUGGAGAUUUGUCAAAUGCAAAUCACGAGGACACCAACGACCAGGCGAAUUGUUUACGGGAUUCCGAGGAAUCAAAGCCGACCAACGGCACAAAGGGCGACGCGAAGGAACCCAAACCUGUAGGACAUGGUGCCAAGGACACCGAAAACUCGGAAGAUCUGAAGAAGCAGGUGAAACAAUUGAAGGAGCUUUUGUUGUUGCACCUCGACCUGAUCCAAGAGCAGCAAGAACAACUUCAGCAGAAGGAGAAGCAAUUAGCGAAGGAGAGGGAAGACAAAGAAGCUUUGCAAUGUCGGUUGGAGCGUAUGGAGCGGCGCAUGUCGCUGGUGAAGCGGGAAGCGGCGCCGUCCGUGUCGUCCAUGAGCCCCAGCUCCUCCUGCUCCUCUCCACUCAUGAUGUCAUCAGACAUGAUGCCUGGCACCAGCAGAGACUCCCAGCCGCUCAGGAGAGGCAUCAAAAGAUCACAUCAGGACAGUUCGUCAUUCGGGAGGAGACUUGCAGCUAAAAAGAUCAAGCGAGCGAUUCACUUUUCUCACAGAUCACAAAUAAAGGAGUCCCACGAGGUCAGGGGUAGAACUGCGGACGGACGACACAGCGCACAAGAGGACGGUAUCAUGAGAACGUCGUCAGAGUACUACAGUUCACUGCACCAGGCCCCACCUUCACCUGUGUUAACUGUCAAAACCCCUCAGAAAGUGUCAAAGGAUGAUCUACACUUGCCUCCAUGGAGAGUGAACAACCUGACAACGUCAUCUUUAGAUGAAAAAGAUUUUGUUGAGGACAUCACUGAUGAUGCAUACAACCGAAGACAUCAAAAAUUGGAGUUAGAUGAGAAGAAAAGAAAAAGAUGGGACAUACAAAGAAUCCGAGAGAAACGUCAGUAUGAAAAGCUGCUGAUGCGCAACAUGAUGAAGAAGUGCAACAGCGACACGACAUGGGUCCAGCCAACGAUAGGCUCCUUCUACCCUGAACCAGAAGAAGUGGAGCAUGUAGAAGUAGGAGAUACAGUUCCAGUGGUAGCUUUUGGACAUCCCCUACCCUGUAUCACGAAAAGUGAAUUCAGUCUACCAUGGAACGUGGGGAGUUACAGUUCUGCUCGAGGUCGAAGGUCGCGAGGACGAGGCAGAGGAAGACGGAAAUUCUACUAAAACGUUGCAGAUGUCCUUAUGUAGUUGAGAAACACUUGUGUCUGUGCUUGUAUUCAGUCUUAACGUUUUUUCGUAGACCGGGCUUUCUUUUUGUAAAGCUGCCUAACCUGUAAAUCAGUGUACUAAGAUUCAACAUGUAGCUGUAUUAGAAUUAAUAACAAUCAAUGUUUCCUACAUUUUUGUUGGCAGGUGUUCAAUUCAACCUCAAGAAUCUCAUGCAUUGAAAUGAAAACAAGCAAACUUCACGUAUGAAAAGUUGUUUUUGAAAAGAACAAACCAAUGGGAGUAAGUUAGAGCUGUCUUUCACUGAAACCCUAGUGCUACGUCACAACAUUUUUUCUUUCAUGUGUGUUUCUGUGUGUGUUUGUGAGUUUGUACAGGUAGCUGAAGUGUAGUGUAGAGUCUAGAACCAAGACCACAGAAAAGGAGUGAUAGUUGUAAAUAAGAAAAGGAAAAGAAGUCAUGUCUCUACUGCAGGCAGUUUGAAAACCAUUACAGAGACUCAACUGUGUAUAGAAUUCAGAAGAGGAUUAGAAGGGAGAGGGUUUGCAUUAUGUCCAACCCCUCUAGUAAGUAAUGUGUAAGCAGGGUCGCACCAUUGUGUUUGGGACUGUUCCAUUGUCAAAGUAGAGGGGUGGAAUGGGACUGCAAAGUUGAAGUGAAUAGCAGCGAUGUCAACAGAUUGGAAAAGUAAAAUGUUAUUCCACCCCUAAACUUUCUUAAUGGAAUAGCCCAUGUGCAGAGCUGGGAUGUACCACUUCUUGAGGAGGUGGGAUAAAGUGUACAGAGCUUCAUGUAAAACUGGGCCAGGCCCAUGUUGAUACUCAGGUUGUCCAAUGCAGCGAUUGUCUAAUGUAACUAAUACCGGGAUAGUAGUGUCUAAUGCUACCUUUUGUUGACAAGUAAGAAAUGAAGCCUCUAUUUUUGUGAACAUUUAAGAAAAGAACUAAAAAAAACUAUAAGCUUCAGAGGUAGAUGUUUUAAGUCUGUGUCUACUUAACAAAAUUGUCAGAGCCAGUGUGGACCAAAAAUAACUGAACUUUUAACAACAAAUGACAGCUUUUUGUUACUGUGUGUAGUGUAUGUAUGUAGCAUGCAGACUCACUCUCGCGUACAAUGGCUAGAUCCUGUUGCCUCUUAUGAGGUUGUGCCAGAUAUGAGUUGCACUGAAAGACUUUAGGCAUUGAAAGGCAUUAAGAUAUCUUUGUUCAACAUCUUCAAGUUCUAUUAAGUUUUACAAUGUUGGCUAAGCUUCAUUGAUCAGAUACAUCAAUGAAGGUUAGACAUCCACGUAAUAAGAUACACUCAUCGCCAAAUAGCAAUUACUCAAGCAACUGGAUAUGAUUUUGGAAACGGUCAGACGUUUCAGGCAAUGUCACUGAAUGGAUACUGACUAAAACGUCUGUUUCAAAAUCAUAUCCAGUUGCUUGGGUAAAUGCUAUUUGGGGUUCAUUGGUCAGAACGUAAAGGAAUUGGUUUCUUACUCUCAUCCAGUCAUAUCAAAUAAAUACAACCAUCUUGCAGUUUUAUGUUGCUUACAAGAAUGUACUAACAUAAGGCCACUACCACUAAACUAUGCUGCAAGUAUUGUUUCAUGCCCACCCUUACCAUAGAAAUAAAUGUACAUAUCUCACUGGUUCCAGCCUUCAGAAGUUGACAGGACUUUGUUGUACAGCAGUUGGGUUCAAGUUGAAUAAAGUUUGAAACUUAAA
Branchiostoma floridae (Florida lancelet) is the source of this 3108-nucleotide messenger RNA. RefSeq names its product male-specific lethal 1-like 1. NCBI's taxonomy places the organism in Eukaryota, Metazoa, Chordata, Leptocardii, Amphioxiformes, Branchiostomatidae. The coding region runs from base 41 to 1396 and encodes 451 amino acids. Gene Ontology annotation, cellular component: MSL complex. The record is from RefSeq and is a predicted model, not a curated record. The transcript has 8 exons.